AUGGCUGGGCUCUUCAGAAAGGUGUACGACUGGCUGCUGAGGACGUUUUGGGCAUUGGAGAUGGAAGUGACCAUGGUCGGUCUGCAAAAUGCCGGAAAGACAUCGUUGCUGCGAGUAUUGGCUGGCGGAGAGUUCACUCUUGACUCGAUUCCGACGGUCGGGUUCAAUAUGAAGCGUGUGCAACGAGGACAUGUUACACUCAAGUGUUGGGAUAUCGGUGGGCAGCCGCGUUUUCGCACCAUGUGGGAGCGGUAUUGCCGCGGUGUCAACGCCAUCGUCUUCAUCGUAGACAUUGCGGAUGUAGAGCUCAUCCCCCAGGCCAAGGAGGAGCUUCACUCGCUCAUGGCUCACCCGUCGCUGGGCGGGAUCCCGCUGCUCGUCCUGGGCAACAAGUCGGAUCUCCCAGAGAAGCUGUCGGUGGACGAGCUGAUUGACGAGCUGGACCUGAAAAGCAUCCAGAACCGUGAGGUGUGCUGCUACGGCAUCAGUGCUAAACAAGAGACGAACCUCGACGCCGUGGUGCAGUUCCUGGUGAAGUGGGCUGGUCGAUGA
Trichoderma citrinoviride is the source of this 552-nucleotide messenger RNA. RefSeq names its product ADP-ribosylation factor-like protein. Lineage: Eukaryota; Fungi; Ascomycota; Sordariomycetes; Hypocreales; Hypocreaceae. The transcript has 4 exons. The record is from RefSeq and is a predicted model, not a curated record. Gene Ontology annotation, cellular component: lysosomal membrane. The coding region runs from base 1 to 552 and encodes 183 amino acids. Gene Ontology annotation, molecular function: GTP binding; GTPase activity. Gene Ontology annotation, biological process: protein transport.